CUGACCCCAAUUCUGACAAUUUCACUGACAUUUUUCAACAGCCAUUUUUAACUGCUAGAAUUAAAUAGUUAAUUUUAACAGUCCUUCACAUACAAUCAAAAUUGAGUUUGAAUUGAUGUGAAAAUCACAUAUCCUCUGAGAAAUGGUUUUUCCAGGGAAUAACAGUAAUCUUUGUCAUGCUCUUCACACAGCCUUGUGUCUGCACUAUUGCCUGCAGCAUGUGCAAAUUAAGAAUGUCCACAGAAGAAAAGAUGUGUGCCUCGCUGCGUGCUUUGCAAAGAACCUGCGAGAUGAAGUGGAGUGACGGAUUCCAUUAUCAGCAAAUGAGCUUAUACUGUCCGAAGUACUUUUCUGAUUAAGUAAACAGAAUGAUGCUGUGAGUAUGUCUGCGAGUGAGGGGACAGAGAAAGACAGAGACAUAGACAGAGGAAGAGGGACAGCUCCAGUUUUCUUCAGACUCAACAUGUUCCACCUCCACCUCUUUGCGUUGUUCUCGGAAACACACAGCUGGAGGAGAAACACACUCCGCCACUGGUCUAACGGCGGAGCUCGCGUUUACACUUAGGAUGCUGGGAUCUUCUGCUUCUUCUUUAAUCUUCGGAUAAUACGUGUUUUCCCCCGCUGCAACAUGAGCGCUGAAUGCAGCAGCUACUACAGCGCUGACGGUGCGUUUGUGGACGCGUUCGCCUGUCCCAGACCGGGAAACGCUGCUGAUGCUGUCUACUGCUGCGGCUUUAAUGAUGUGAAGUACUGCUGUGAUGAUCCCAACAGCUUUUUCCCAUAUGAGUACGGAUACAUGUGGUGGCUGAGUAUUGGUGCUCUGGUUGGUCUGUCCAUUGCAGCUGUGGUUCUCCUUGCCUUCCUCAUCACCGUAUGUGUCCUCUGUUACCUCUUCAUCGCCACCAAACCCAGCCGUCUUGACAAUGGCCUACCCCUCAGAGCACCAGCAGGAGACGCCAGUGAAGGACCCAGUCAUGUCCGAACAGCCUGUGCCACUGGUCCACAGGGAUUCAGAAAACACUUCAUGAGCAGGAAGCUGGACUGUGAUAACCAGCCGCCAGAUCCUGAGGUCCUGUUCCAGAGGUGUUUCACAGCUAAUGUCACCAGUGUAAAAGUGGAAAGUCCUCCAUAGGACACUGAGAAACUUCUUGUUUAAAAUUGGGACCAGCAGUCCAGAAGUCAAAAGAUCAAGUGAAACUGGAGGCAGAUUGUGUCGCCAGAGAGCCACUAUGACACUGGGAACUGUGCUGGAGACGAAACUUAAAAAGCAUGCAUAAUGAGGGCACUGAAAAGCCCCAGUGAUUUUACUCAUGCACUCUCCUCAUGAGUAUGGAAGUAUUUCAGCGCUGUAAUUAGCUGAUUAUUCAUCAUCUCCUUAGAAGAAAAUAUUGGCCUCAAAAAAAGCCAAAGAUUUAAAAUUAUCAUUAGAAAUUGUUAAAUCAUUAAUGUAUAUGCUAGGGCAACCAGGGACAUAGACUGUGUUGCAGUCCAGUUUAAAUCCAGGGUAUAGAGUUGUGACUUAUAAGCAGGAAAAAAAAAAA
This is a messenger RNA of Scatophagus argus, 1541 nucleotides long. RefSeq names its product protein shisa-like-2A. The record is from RefSeq and is a predicted model, not a curated record. Lineage: Eukaryota; Metazoa; Chordata; Actinopteri; Scatophagidae. The transcript has 3 exons. Bases 629 to 1132 code for a protein of 167 amino acids.